AUUGGCUCGCAAAAGAUAAAUAUGGCGACCAUCAGCUGUUAGUUUCACGCCGGACACGUAAACAAAGUACGGAAACAUGAAGUGUUCAAAAAGAAUAGUAAUAGUAUGUGUUAUAGGAGCAAUAUGUGUUGUUCAUUCGGUAGAGGCUCAAGCACGGAAAAAAGAGGCUCUCAGUCUGGGAGAGAGGGUUCAACAACUGACUGAUAUGAAUCUCAAGAGAUCUGUCAUACGAUUCAAUGGAAACAGAUUUCGAGAUUUUGUUAAAGCAACGCCUCGAAAUUAUUCUGUAAUUGUCAUGUUUACAGCAAUGGCACCACAGAGACAAUGUGCAAUUUGCAGGCAUGCCAAUGAUGAAUUCCAAAUUGUUGCAAACUCUUUCCGUUAUUCACAGAUCUAUUCGAAUAAGCUGUUCUUUGCCUUAGUAGAUUUUGAUGAAGGUCCAGAUGUGUUUCAAAUGCUGCGUCUGAAUACAGCUCCUGUAUUUAUGCAUUUUCCACCCAAAGGCAAACCUAAGCAGAGUGAUACAAUGGAUAUUCAACGAGUUGGUUUUGCUGCAGAAGCAAUAGCUAAGUGGAUUGGUGAAAGGACAGAUAUUCAGAUUCGGGUGUUUAGGCCACCAAAUUACUCUGGUACCGUUGCACUAGUAUUACUAUCUGCUCUAGUUGCAGGAUUUAUCUAUUUGCGACGUAACAACCUAGACUUUCUUUACAAUAAAAACUGUUGGGCAGUUAUUGCUGUGUCAUUUUGUUUCGCAAUGGUUUCCGGACAAAUGUGGAACCAUAUACGGGGCCCUCCAUUUGUUCAUAAAACAUCAUCUGGAGGUGUGGCAUAUAUUCAUGGCUCUUCCCAGGGACAGUUUGUGCUUGAGACGUACAUCGUUAUGCUUUUGAAUGCAUUUGUGGUCUUAGGCAUGGUGCUCAUAACAGAAGCAGCAGUGCAGAAAGGAGAUGUUCGAAAACGAAGAAUUAUUGCAAUAGGUGGUCUCGUUAUUGUUGCAGCUUUCUUCAGUUUAAUUUUGUCUAUGUUUAGAUCAAAGGCUCAUGGAUACCCAUACAGCUUCCUCUUCAAGUGAAAGCUGCAAGAGGAUUUUUUCAAAAUAAUUAACUGGGCACCUACACAACUUACCUGGCAUGUGACAAAAUUAAGUGACAGUACAUGAUAACACUGGCCUAAAUUAAGCUGAAAUGUAUAAAUUCUGGAUAUGACGGAGUUUUCACCACACAACCAUAUUACUACUAUUGUGACAUACAUGGUUAUAUGGUUUUUUUUGUUAUGCAUUUUUAAGUAUUACUGAAGUCUUUCAUUGUUAAGUUAUUUAAAAAAUCUUUGUUAGAAAGCCAAUAAACUGUAUACCUGUUGACAGAGA
Molecule: messenger RNA, 1366 nt
Organism: Schistocerca nitens (vagrant locust)
Lineage: Eukaryota; Metazoa; Arthropoda; Insecta; Orthoptera; Acrididae
Gene: Ostgamma
Product: tumor suppressor candidate 3
Exons: 8
Coding region: 77-1072 (331 amino acids)
Cellular component (GO): oligosaccharyltransferase complex
Source: RefSeq, a predicted model, not a curated record